AUGGAGAGCAACAAAGCUAAGUCAACCUCCAAUGGAAUUGUUAAUGUUGCUACUAGUUCAACCCCUACUAAUAUGCCAAGAGAUGGAAGCACGACUGAAAGUAUUAUUGGUAGUAUCCUGUCCCAAAUUGAGGAACGCCAGACAGCCUACCAAGAACUUGUUCAUAGAUAUCGUGCUCUUUUUUCUUCUAAUGCUAGUGGAGAGAGAAUGACAGAUGCCUUAUUUGAACACCACAAGCGUAUAAAUAUUGGAUUGAGAGUUAGAGCUUUUGAUUUAAGCAUUAAGCUCCAUAAAUACGAGUCGCCCAAGUCAACAUGUCUGGACAACAAGGAGUGUUGUUCCAUCUGCUUGGAUGACUAUUGCGACAGGGAUGAACUCGCAGAAAUCGAUUGUAGCCAUGUAUAUCAUGUUGAUUGUAUUAAAGAGUGGAUCAAGCUCAAGAACUCUUGCCCUAUUUGCAAGAGGGAUGCGUUGGCUAUUCUAACCUGA
Molecule: messenger RNA, 489 nt
Organism: Solanum dulcamara
Lineage: Eukaryota; Viridiplantae; Streptophyta; Magnoliopsida; Solanales; Solanaceae
Product: probable E3 ubiquitin-protein ligase HIP1
Exons: 3
Coding region: 1-489 (162 amino acids)
Molecular function (GO): ubiquitin protein ligase activity
Source: RefSeq, a predicted model, not a curated record